Aegilops tauschii subsp. strangulata is the source of this 549-nucleotide messenger RNA. RefSeq lists its product as uncharacterized. Gene Ontology annotation, molecular function: zinc ion binding. NCBI's taxonomy places the organism in Eukaryota, Viridiplantae, Streptophyta, Magnoliopsida, Poales, Poaceae. The record is from RefSeq and is a predicted model, not a curated record.
AUGCUGUCGUGGCCGAACAGCAACGGGACGUCGGACGACGAUGACGAGUACAUGAGCGAGUUCAGCAGCAUGCAGAUGGAGUACUUUCAAACUCCUGACACUGUGAUAGACCCUAGUUUCUGUGGGCUUGUGACUGAAUCUGACAGAAGGUGCAUCCUGCACAGGCAGAGGGCGGGCAAGUUUGUGGCAUUUGAAGGCACUGACACUGGCAGGAGAUUCAUAGAAUGUGCUACUGAGGAUGGUGUGAACUGUGGUGUUUUGGAGUGGGUAGAUGCCCCCUGGCCUGUAAUUCUGCAAAGGUGCUUAAGCAAGCUCUGGGAUAUGUAUCAUGAGCAGAACCUUGGUAGAGCCCAGGAUAAUGAGGCUCAUGGGAUAGAGGUUGCAAAACUGCAGAAGGAGCUUGAUUCUCUGGCCAAUCAGUAUAGCCAGCUGGUGGAUGAUGUGUCCAAGUUGUUUGAUUAUCAGGAUGGAAUCAAAUCUCAUGACAUGGAUUGCACAAGCCAGGCAAUCAAUGAACUGAAGGAAAAUAAGAAGCAACUUGAGGAGUAG